Epithele typhae is the source of this 1902-nucleotide messenger RNA. RefSeq lists its product as uncharacterized. The transcript has 2 exons. The record is from RefSeq and is a predicted model, not a curated record. Lineage: Eukaryota; Fungi; Basidiomycota; Agaricomycetes; Polyporales; Epitheliaceae. The coding region runs from base 1 to 1902 and encodes 633 amino acids.
AUGCCUGCCUCGUCAAGCCACCCUCGCGCCAUCGACAGAUUCUGCCUCCCCCCAGGAUCCCCCGCCGCAUCUCCGUCGUCCAUCUCCUUCUCGCCCUCGACCACGCUCAAUUCGCCGCUCGGCCUCGACCCGACCCCAUUGCGCAAGACGUCCUUCGCCGAAGGCUCCUAUGAUGGGCACAGCCCAGCGUCGGACAACGGCGCCCUCGUUCACGCCAGUCCGCGACAGGAGAGGCACAGGAAGAAUGAGGACAAGUGGAAGAGGACGGUCACGAUCGUGUUUUGGCAUACACCCAAUGCAAAUCCAUGGAUCUUCCGCACUCAAGUUGAAACAUUUCCUCUACUAUCCCUGGCCGACGUCGACCCCUUUCUUUCCACGUUUGAGAUGACCGCUACCGAUUACAUCGACGCUUACAAUUCAGCGGCGCAGACUUGGGAGAUCGAGCAAGUGAGUGCCGUACGCACCGUCCAGAGUGAAGAGAGGAGGUUGUAUCGUGUCCGGCGGAACAUGCGCACCGGACUAGAAGACUCGGAAUGCCCUACACUGGACAAAGAACUGGCGUCGCAAGAAGAGUUCAAGGAUCAGGUCGCGCAACUGGCGAUGCACCGUCCGAACAUGCCUAAGAACCCGAAGAAGAGGUCGCUGGAUUCGAGUGGAGGCCAACAGUCUCCCAAAGUCCGAAGACCUUCAUCUUCCGUAGGCUUUGACUCUUCAUUUGAUCCCACUUCGCCCAAGUCAUCGCAGUCGGGAGAUGCCAACGACACCCCGUUAUUCGUCGAGCUGGUUGACAAUGUCAACGCGGUCUUCGGCUCCCCAUGCGAAUCUACGCCCGUGGCUUCGUCUCCUGGAUUUCUUCACGCAUCUCUUCUCGACAACCAGGAUAUCCCUCAGGCUCCAUCGGAAGCACAAUAUACCCCCAGGACCCCCAUCAACAUGAAUCCGUCUCAUCAUGGCUCUUUUCUCCUCCAGCCCCCUAGUAUAUCGGUCAGCGCACCGCCGCCACCGCCCGCGACAUCUUCCGAACUCUCUCGCGCUUUUGCAGUCCCAGAAUCCCCGGUCCCCGCCCAACAGAACCAUCAGCUCACGAACAGUCCCUCACGUUUGAAUUACCCACCCUUACUGCAACACUCGCCCCUCCCUGCGCACUCGCCCCUUCGGUCACCCCUGGAACCCCAUCCCUCGACCUCUCAAUGCCCCACACCCUUCACCCAGCCUCUCGAGAUCCUACCACCUCCCACCGCCCCCGACUCGCCCUUAUCCCCGCCAUUCGCCGCCGACUCUCCCGACGAAUCCUUGCAGAAGGGCAGCGUCGGCCCCAGCGCGUCAUCGUCCACGCAGCCCUCGCGAGGCAAGCCGUGGCCGUACGGCAAGUCCCUGCACGAGGUCGACGCCGGCUUCGCGCAGAUGCGGCAGCUCAUGCAGCGCGAGCCCGGCCUGAAGCAGCCGCACGCCUUCUCCCGCGUCUUCGGCGUCGAGUACAAGAAGUCGACGGUGCACAACCACCACCGCGCCUGGCGCGAGCACCAGGCGCUCGUCAUGGACUGGCGGCAGCGCUACCCCGGCCCGGAGCACCUGCCGUCGUGGUCCGACUUCAUGCGCGCCGUCGCCGCGGUCGAGAAGGACCGCCGCGACUCGGGCUCGCAGGCCAAGGCGGCGGCGGCGGCGGGCCCGGACGGGUACGCGCAGGUGCGCGCGUUCGGGUCCCCGCAGGGCGGGGUGAUGAUGGCCGUCCAGCCCCCAGGGCUCGUGCGCCCGACGCCGCUGGGCGUCGUGCAGACGAUGGUGCCCCCGCCGCCCGUGAGGCUACCUCAGCCCGGGCUGGCGCAUAUGAGGCGGCCGGACGACCCGCAGAACCCUUACCUCGGUGCGUCUGUUCCGCGCGGUGGCUGGUUUGGACGCUGA